This is a messenger RNA of Lodderomyces pseudojiufengensis, 1149 nucleotides long. RefSeq lists its product as uncharacterized. Lineage: Eukaryota; Fungi; Ascomycota; Pichiomycetes; Serinales; Debaryomycetaceae. Bases 1 to 1149 code for a protein of 382 amino acids. The record is from RefSeq and is a predicted model, not a curated record. The transcript has a single exon.
AUGUUAUCAAGUAUACUAGAAAAACUACCUAUUAAAACCGAUAAUACGCUACGACCUCAAAAUAAAUUGAAAUCAGUACAAACUCAAACAUCAAAAGAUGAAAAAAAAUUAAUUAAAUAUUAUAAUUUUAUACAAUUUUAUUUAUGUGGAAUUAUAAAUAAUCCAAUAUUAUCAUCAUGUAUUGUAAUAUGUUAUAUACUAAUUAGUCAAUUUAAAUAUAUCAUCGACAAAGAUUCAUAUUUUGAAGAACUUGAAACAUCAAGUUCAUCAUCAUUACUAUUCCGAACCAUACCUAAAUUAAAUGAAAUUUUUCAAAUUCAUCUACCAUAUCCAAAUUAUUUAUCAAUGGAUUCAUUAUAUAAAGAUAUAUUAUCUCAAUUUAUAACAUUAUUAUUCAUAUUUAGAUUUAAAAAUUUACCAAAAUCUUUAGAAACUUUGAGCAAUCAAUUUCAAAAUACCAAUACCACCACUAAUUCAAAAUUUUCAAAAAGAAUAAAUUCAAUAAUUAUAGAAAUUUUAUUAUUUGGAUUAUCAAUUUUUUUUCUAAUAUUUAUAAUUUUUCAAACAAAACUUGAAGAAAUUAAAAAUUUAAAAUCAUUAUUUCUACUACAAUAUUUAAUAAUUUAUUCAAUCUUGUUUAUUGAUUUAAUUUUUAAAGAUAAAUCAUCAACAAUUUUAAAAUUUUGUCAAAAUUUAAAUAAUAAUUUUUUAAAAAUUAUAAUAAGUUUUAAUUUUAUUUUAAUUAUUGAUAUUAAUGAUAUAAAUUCAAAUUUCAUUUAUUUAUUAAGUCAAUAUUCCAUUAAAUUUUUUUGUUUAUGGAUUAUGAUAUUAGAUGAAAUUAAAAUUUAUUAUAUCGAUUUAUUAAAUUUAAAUCAAUACAAUGAUAAUGAUAAUGAACAUGAAGUAAAACAAAUUGAAAAAUUUAAUGAUGAAUAUUAUGAUUAUUAUUAUUCUUUUGAUGAUGAUUAUUAUAUAUUAAAUCAAAAGUUAGAUACUGAUUUUGAAAAAUUUGGAAAAGUAGAAAAAGAUCAAAAUAAUGAGAAACGUUUUGUUAAUUUUAAUAACAUAAAUUUAAAAGAUUUUAUAUUAAGUUUAACUUGUAUAAUGAUAUUAUUUUUAGAUUUUUAUAAUUUAUAUUAUAAUAGAUAA